AUGCUAAACAUGUGGACGACAUUUAGUCAAAUUUUCUUCAGUUUGUUUAUAAUUUUUGUGAUAUUAAUUAAUGUAAAUGAUGUUAUCGUAUCAGCCAAUCAUCAACGGCAAAAUCAACGGAACCGUGGGAGAGUUAAAAAGAGUGGCUAUGCUGGUUUAUUCACACACGUUGAUGGCGGUCCAGUACGUAACCCAUAUGUCCCUACAUCCAAGGAAAGGAAACCUAACAUAAUUUUAAUCCUAACUGACGAUCAAGACGUUGAAUUGGGAUCAUUAAAUUUCAUGCCAAGAACAUUAAGAUUGCUUCGUGAUGCUGGAGCUGAAUUUCGUCAUGCGUACACAUCAACGCCAAUGUGUUGUCCAGCUAGAUCUUCAAUUUUGACAGGAAUGUAUGUGCACAAUCAUCAAGUGUUCACAAAUAAUGAUAACUGUUCUAGUCCUCAAUGGCAAGCGACACAUGAGACACGCUCAUUCUCAACGUACUUAUCGAAUGCUGGCUAUCGAACGGGAUAUUUUGGGAAAUAUCUGAAUAAAUAUAACGGAUCAUACAUUCCACCAGGAUGGAGAGAAUGGGGUGGACUUAUAAUGAAUUCAAAGUAUUACAACUACAGCAUCAAUAUGAACGGUCAAAAGAUAAGGCACGGUUUCGAUUAUGCCAAAGAUUACUAUCCUGACUUGAUUGCUAAUGAUUCUAUAGCGUUUCUAAGACAGUCGAAGACACAAAAUCACCGCAAGCCUGUCAUGUUGACAAUGAGUUUUCCAUCUCCACAUGGCCCUGAAGAUUCCGCACCUCAGUACAGUCAUUUAUACUUUAACGUCACCACACAUCAAAAGUUUACAGAUCUUCUAAUGACAAAACGACUACAAACACUGCAAAGUGUCGAUGUUGCUGUUGAACGUGUUUAUCAAGAACUUAAGAAACUGGGAGAAUUGGACAACACUUACAUAUUUUAUACUUCUGAUCAUGGCUACCAUCUAGGUCAGUUUGGUUUAAUAAAAGGAAAAAGUUUCGCUUUUGAAUUUGAUGUUCGCGUUCCAUUCCUUUUACGUGGCCCCGGCAUUGAAGCGGGAAGCUUAGUCGAAGAGAUUGUUCAGAAUGUUGAUCUCGCACCGACAUUUUUGGACAUUGCUGGUGUACCAGUUCCACCACAUAUGGAUGGGAAAAGUAUUUUACCACUUGUCUUAAAUCGUCAUCGAUCAAUCAAAUAUAAAUGGCCAGACACCUUCUUGAUUGAAAGUUCUGGUCGUCGAGAAACUCCAGAACAGCUUGCUGAACAAAGAGCUAAGGAAGCAGCUGCCAAAUACACUCAAUUUCUCAACGAAAACAACAAUAAAAUGGAAAUAAAUCUUCCCGAUAACAAAACCUUCGAUAGAAAUGGUCGUGAACAUGAUUUCAGUUCACAUGAAAUUGAAGACGAUGAAGAAGAAAUUUAUGAAGAUGAUGAGUUUGAUGACUCAGAUUUUGAGGGUGAAUUACAACGAGAUCAUCCCGGGAGAAGCAGACAACAAAGAGAUGUACAUGCUGAACAUCAUCAUCAUCAUCAACAUCAUAAUAGCCAAAUGGAUAAUAAUCUGCCACCUUACCAAUCGAAACUUGCGCGGUUAAAUGUUGAGUGCGCUGACCCAGCACUUUUACAAGAUUGCAUCGGGGGACAGAAGUGGAAGUGCAUAAAUGAAGAUGGUCGAUGGCGUAAGCACAAAUGCAAAUUUCAUCGCGAGGUACAGAAUCAUUUGGCUGAAGUCAACAAGUAUUUGAGUGCGCAAAGUAAAAGAAAUUGUGCAUGCUUUACACCCGAUGGUGUUGUUUACACCAAGAUUAAGUCAGAACGUGACAUCUUUCAACCCAAACAGAAGCGAACAGAUCAACGACACAGACCACAUUCUGGUCGUUAUAAAAGAGAAACGCCGGAAAAUGUUGAUGAAAUUUUCAUCGAUCAUUUACCACCAGAAUUUCUCGAUUUACUUCGAAUGGAUGAAGUCGUUGAGAAUCUGCAAAAUACUUUAAUGACCCAAAGCGAAACACAAAUGGAACAUUCAAGAAAGAAACGUGAGUCUGAUUACAUUACACAAACAAUUGAUGAACUCAAUACAGUUCUGGGUUCAAUUGAGAAAAAGUAUGCGAAUACAUCCGCUAAUGGUCCAGUUCAAUGUUUUGUUGAGACGACGGGAAAAGUUAAUUGCUCGACAAUUGUUUACGAGAAUGAAGAAGCAUGGAAGCAAAAUCGAAUUCAAAUUGAUUUAUUAAUUAAAGUAUUGAAGAAUAAAAUUACCCACUUGAAAGAUAUCAAACGACACUUGAAAGAGAAUCGUCCAAUGAACAUGACUUUCGAUGAAAAUAAUUACGAAUACAGCAGUUCAUCUCUUGAAGAUCUUGAACAUUCUGAAGAGGUUGAGCAAUUUACGAAAGCUCCUAAAAGGAAGACAACAACAACAGCUACAACACAGCCGACUUCUUCUUCAACAUCAAUUCGAACAUUAAUUGGAGUUGAAAGAAGAAAGAAGCAAAAAAGUUCAACAUCGACAACAACAACAACAACAGAAAAAUCAACAACUGAAAGUGAUCAAGUCGAAAUUUCAUCUAUAAUCGAAGAUCUUCAAAAGACGUCAACCGAAGCUUCAACAACAAGAACACAAAGACCGAGAAAUAGAACAAAACUGUUCCGAUCUUCAACAAUGAAGACAACGACAGAAGAAGCAACAUCAAGUUCAACUUCUCUCGAUUAUGAAAGUUCAUCAAUCACAUCGGAAAACCCGGAAAUUUUCUCAAGCAGUGAAUUUUCCGAGCUUCCAAGUUCAACAGAAGUUUUAAGCACAACUUCAACAAGCACAAUGUCUAUUCAAGAAAUUUUCGAUCCAAAGUCUGUUACAAUUGACGCAACAAUAAUUGAACCAAAGCCACGACAUCAUAAACAUCGUCAAAGUGUCAUUGACAGCGUGAAUCACAACAAAAACAUUACAAGCGAUCCUACGAAACCAAAUCGAAAUAUCCCAGCUGAUUGUUAUUGCGAACCAGAAUUUGAAAGUCCGCCAUCUUUUGAGAAAGAAAUUGCAAAAGAAGCUCGAAAGAAGUUGAAAGAAGAACGUCAACGAAAGAAGGAACGAAAACGAAAUAAGAAGACAAAACUUGAACGUGAAUGCAUCACACAAAAGAUGAAUUGCUUUCAUCAUGACAGUGAUCAUUGGCGAACAGACCCCAUGUGGGAUGACAAACCGUUUUGCUUCUGUAUGAAUGCGAACAACAACACUUACUCGUGUUUACGAACCAUAAACCAAACUCACAAUUACCUUUAUUGCGAAUUCACAACUGGCUUGAUAACGUUCUACAAUCUCAAGAAAGAUCCUUUUGAGACUCAAAACAUGGAAGCGUCUUUGACACCACAUGAGCGAUCUUUCCUUCACGAUACUCUCCAGCAUAUGAAGUCGUGCAAAGGUAAAAGUUGCAUCUUACCGAGAAAGAAUCAUCUUCAUGUUGGACAAGAUGCUGAUGAGACAGGAAAUAAUAUUAAUUCAGUUCCUUUCAGAGGCUCAAGAAGGCGACAUGGCAAUGUUCACCAGUUUGACAAUGAUUCACUUCUUCUUGAAGGUUCACCAAAGAAGCGACAGAAUAAAUAUGGUAAAAGAAGAACGUGGUAUCAACAGCAACAUCAACAGCAAAUACCAAAUUCUCAGCCUACAAUAAAGCGCGCUCGAGUCAACAAUCGACGAUCGAUUAUAAGAGGAUCAGAUUUAUAUUGAGAUUAAUAAUGAAAGCAGAGCUAACAUAACAACGUCAUGGAAUGAUCAAUCAACCACAAUUAUCUGAUCUCAAUCGAAGAAUCUUUGUUGAACUUUAUUCGUGUUCCGCUUCUUUUCUUAUUUUCUCUCGUUGCUUUUUAUCUAAGAAAAUAAACUUCCAAUCAAACUGCCAUUUAAGUUGAGAAGUUUGAUUUGAUUCGGGCAAAGUGAUAAACUUUGUAAAUAUUUAAUGCAAUGUUUAAUAAUAUAAAAAUACUUCAAAUGUGCGUAGUUUAAGUAGUGCUUGGAAAUAUUAAUGAAUCUCUCUUAUCGAUGCUCGAUCUUAAUUUGAAAAAGAACUUCAGAGACAACUGAUGAUGCUUUAAUCGAAAUAUUAAAAAUAUUUAUUAGAAGAAGAAAUUAACUUUUGAACUUAUUAAAAAUAUUAAAAGUUUAUGAUGAACCUCAUUAGAAUUGGAACUAAUUGGACGCUAAAAUUUCUUUAAUUUUUUUAUUAUUUUAAAACUUUUCAGUUUUUUGUUUGUUUGUUGAUUAAAUUAUUUUGAAUUGAGAUGAUUAAAUUUCAAAAUUUCUUUUUAGUAUUAUUUUAAUCCACUUUAAAAAAUCUUGCAAAAUUAAAUAAAAAUCUUAAACUUAUAAAAAAAUAUUCGAGAUAAAAUUGAAAAUAAAACAAGA
Molecule: messenger RNA, 4410 nt
Organism: Clunio marinus
Lineage: Eukaryota; Metazoa; Arthropoda; Insecta; Diptera; Chironomidae
Source: the annotation of a GenBank genome assembly